AUGGCAUAUUAUCUCGUUCUAGGUGAAGUUCCCGCUAAAAGGAAACUUGAUUUCGUUAAGUUCGAUUUCUCAGAACGCGUUAUGAUACUCAGGAAUGCUAUCUAUGAUAAGAAGAAGAACACCUUUUCCAAUAAAAGUAUUGACGAAAACGACCUCAUAUUAUGGAAAGUUGAUAUUCCUUUCGACGGUGAAAACGAUAAACUGAAGAUGCUUGAUGACACGUUUGAUACAAUUAACAUUGAACGAGAUCUUGAAGGAAAGGAAAUGUUACCAGUAGACGAAAUUUCAAAAUAUUUAAAAAACCUUGAUAAACCAUCAUCCUCAAUCAACAUCCUCGUGCAACCGCCUUCGCCCGCCGCCUCUGCUUACCAAAGAUCAACACAGGAUAAAGUAUUCAAAAUUCCAAGAUUGCCAGGGGAAAAUGAAGAUACGGAUAUUUAUAACCGAGAGUGUUAUAAAUAUUUAUGUAAUUUUAUACUCGAAGAUACAGAAUUCAAGCGAUACCUCAUUACUGGUAAUCCAGGUAUCGGAAAAACAUUCUUUGGAAGGUUAAUGCUAAUAGAGCUCCUUAAAAAGGAUAAAACUGUUUUGUUAGAUUGUGAAACUUUUAUGGUACGUAUUAAACCAUCAGGUGAAAUAACUUAUGUAAACGGCAAAGAACUAUUCAGACAAAUGGCGGAACAACCAAAUGUCUGGUGUAUAAUCGACGGAAAAAGGGACCAAAGUUCAUCAAAAAAAGCAAUAAUUGGAGAUUUUGCAAAGCAAUGGUGCAGAGAACUAUUCAUGCCCACGUGGAAUGAAUAUGAGCUUGAAGACUGUUGGAACUAUCUAUAUAAAGAAAAAUUGACUCUAAAAUCCUUAAAAGAUAAGUUCGAGAUAUGUGGCCAAAUCCUCGCAGGUGAUGAAUAUACUCAUAAAUUAAUCCAUAUACAUACCAACAUUGAAAAGAUGGGAUAUAACACAAUUGGGAGGCUUCGUGGAACAUUAUUUGAAAUGGUCACUCAUACAAUAAUUCGUCAAGGGGGAGACUUUCGAGUACGUGAACUCACAGAUGAUGGUAAAGGAUCUAUUCAUAGUUUUGAUUCUCUAGAAGAAAAAUUUUUUGAUAAUGUUAAGGAGAUACAAGGAUGA
This is a messenger RNA of Funneliformis caledonium, 1131 nucleotides long. NCBI's taxonomy places the organism in Eukaryota, Fungi, Glomeromycota, Glomeromycetes, Glomerales, Glomeraceae. The record is from the annotation of a GenBank genome assembly.